AUCAUACAGUGUGCAUACUCCCAAAACAUAAUUUCGAUGUUAUUAGGAAAUUAACCUCUUUAUGUACACACCAUACGUUAAAACGACUAAAUUUUAGUUUGGAAAACUUGGAAAAAUGUCUUCUACAGGUAAAAAAGGCAAAAAGAACAAAGGAACUGUAAUAUCAUUGCAAUCCUUCCUUUCCAAUACUGAUGCUCCAGCCGGAACUACGCAAGUUUCAAAAAAAAUAAGAAAUUUGGACGGUGAAGACAGCGACGAUGGAAGUUGCACCUUACCUUUGGUUUAUCAGCUGCCUACUGCUCCCCGGGCCAACCGAAUAUUUGAUGACAAUUCCAUUCCUCAUAAACCCCCAUUCAUUGCAUAUAUUAAUAACUUGCCAUUUGAUGCAAAUGAAGUCGAUUUAUAUGAAUUCUUCUCCGGAAUUCAUUUGAUUUCAUUAAGAUUACCACGAGAAGACGGCGAAAAUGGUCGAUCACGUGGAUUUGGUUACGUGGAAUUAGAAACGCGGGAUGAUUUAAUUCAUGUACUUAGUUUACCAGAUCCAUCUAUUAAAGGUCGUCGAAUUCGAAUAGAACUUUCAAACGAAAACGACCAACAAAAUCGUCAAAAAAGCAAUAGGCGUUUUGAUGGUUUUGGAAAUAGCGGUGAGAACAGAGACUCUGGAAAUUGGAGAAGAGAUAGUCAAAAUAAUAGUGGAAAUUUUGAACGAAACUUUAACAGGGACAGAAAAUCUGUUAACGAAAAAGAAGAUAACACACCAGGAUCGUGGCGCACAAAUGCUAGGUCGCAAACUUUCGAUUCGUCGCCUAUUCGUAGAGAUGAACCACUAGAAAAUUAUCGAGGAAGAAUAGGAGACCGCUAUGCUCGAGAAGACAUUCCCAAUUUUGAGGAAAGACCAAAACUAAAUUUAAAACCGCGAACUUUACCAUUACCUGAAAUAGGAAGUUCUAAAUUGGAGAAAAUCAAUGUCAAUGAUAAAAAUGACACUAAAAACAGUGGAACUCCAUCCUUAAAUGUUUUUGGCUGUGCUAAACCAGUUGAUACAGCAUCUAGAGAACUGGAGAUUGAAGAACGUUUAGCUGUAGCACGACGACAAGAUAAAAAUCGCCAAGAGGAAAACCUUUGUGAGAAAUUCGACGAUAUCCAAAUGGACAAAAAUGAGAAUGAAAAUGUUAAUGCAGCAGUGAACUGGCGUCAAAACCAAGAUAAAAAGGAUGAUUUAAAAAUCAAACAGAUUCAGGAUGGAAAACGCCGUGAUGAAAUGACUUAUACCAAGUCGAAUCAACCUCGUGAUUCCUUAGACAGAUCUGAAGCUUCCAAAGGAAACGACUUUAAUGGAAAACAAUUUCAGGAAGAUAAUAAAAACAAGAAAGAUUCGCGAAAUGACCGAUCACUGCCGAAGUUUAUACCCCAGACUGGACCUGUGCUUGAAUCAUCUAACAAAUAUUCUGGACUUGACGAUGAAGAAGAGUCUGAAUAAAAAUAUAUAUGUAUACAUGUUUUUUAAAAAUAAAUUCAAAUAAAUAAAAAAAUAUAGGUCGCA
Molecule: messenger RNA, 1543 nt
Organism: Drosophila bipectinata
Lineage: Eukaryota; Metazoa; Arthropoda; Insecta; Diptera; Drosophilidae
Gene: eIF4B
Product: eukaryotic translation initiation factor 4B
Molecular function (GO): RNA binding
Source: RefSeq, a predicted model, not a curated record